GCAACUACAACAAAUAAUGGAUCAACCACAACUAUACCUGACACCGCAACAACUAUUGAUGCAACUACAACUUUGGCAUUCACAAACACUGGUUUAACAUCUUCAAGUAUUGCACCAACAUCAACAACUGAUGCAGCAACCACAACCCUGUCUGACACCACAAAAACCUUUGAACCAACAACUUUGGCUUCCACAACCACCCCUCCAACAUCCUCAACCUUAGCACCAGCGUCAGCAACUGAUGCAUCAACCACAACUCUGUCUGACAACACAAAAAGUAUUAAUGCAAUAACAACUUUGGCUUCAACAACCAUGCCUCCAAAAUCAACAACUGAAGCAGCAACCAUAAACAUGCAUUUCUCCACAAAAACUAUUGAUGCAACAACAACUUUGGCUUCCACAACCAUGUCUUCAACAUCCUCAACCGCAGCAUCAACAUUGACAACUGAUUCAGCAACAACAACUUUGACUGACACGACAACAAUUAUUGACUCAACAAAUUUGGCUUCCACAAAUACUCAUCCAACAUCCUUGUCUGUAGCUCAAAUGUCAACUACAACUGGCUCAUCAACCACAACUCUUUCUGACACCACAACAACUACUGAUGCUACAAUGACUUUGGCAUCAACAACCACCCCUCCAACAUCAACAACUGAUGCUGCAACUGCAACUAUGCCUGACACCACAAUAAGUAUUGAUGCAACAACAAAUUUGGCUUCCACAACCACCCCUCCAAAAUCCUCAACUGCAGUACCAAUGACAACAACUGAUGCACAAACCACUGCUAUGCCUGACUCCAAAAAAACUACUGAUGCAUCAACAACUUUGGAUUCCAUAAUCACCACUCCAACAUCGACAACUGAUGCAACCACCACCACUUUGACUGAAACCACAACUGUUCACGCAACAACAAAUUUUGCUUCUACAACUACCACUACAACAUCCUCAACUGCAGCACCAAAUUUAACAACAGCUGAUGCAUCUACCAAAAGUAUGCCUGACACAACAACACCUACUGAUACAACAAUAACUUUGGCUUCCACAACCACCCUUCCAACAUUCUCAACUAUGGCAUCAGCGUCAACUACUGAUGCAGCAACAAAAACUAUGCCUAACACCAUAAAACUUACUCAUGCAACAACAACUUUGGCUUCAACAACCACCCUUCCAACAUACUCAACUGUAGCACAAACAUUGACAGCUCAUGCAACAACCACAACUAUGUCUGACAGCAGAACAACUAUCGAUGCAACAACAACUAUGGCUUCCACAACCACCCCUCCAACAUUCUCAACUGCAGUGCCAACGUCAACAACUGUAACACCAGUUUCAACAACUGAUGCAGCAAUCACAACUAUGUCUGACACCACAACAACUAUUGAUGCAAUAACAAUUUUGGAUUCCACAACCAAGCCAUCAACAUUGUCAGCCGCCGCAUCAGUGUUGACAUAUGAUGCAGCAACCAAAACGAUGCAUGACACCACUACAGCUGCUGUUGCAACAACAUCUUUGAUUACCACACCAACCUUUUCAACAUACUCAACUGUGGCACCAAGUACCAACGUCAACAACUGUAACACCAGUUUCAACAACUGA
Messenger RNA from Sinocyclocheilus grahami, 1596 nucleotides. RefSeq names its product cell wall protein DAN4-like. The transcript is spliced from 2 exons. The coding region runs from base 313 to 1596 and encodes 427 amino acids. The record is from RefSeq and is a predicted model, not a curated record. NCBI's taxonomy places the organism in Eukaryota, Metazoa, Chordata, Actinopteri, Cypriniformes, Cyprinidae.